AUGUAUUCAAAAGUGCUGAACUAUCCCACGGCUAGCAACAAUACGAACGCACAUUCACGCUUCGUGGCCAGUUCCUCGGAGGCAGUUUCCACCAGUACAAGCACGAGAUCCUCGUCAUUCAACUACGACAACCUCAGCUACGACGAUAUACUGUGCGCGGUCUGCCGAUCGGUUCUUAACGAGCCGGUAUUUCUGCCGUGCCAACAUCUGUUUUGCCGCAACUGCAUCCGUGGAACGAUCGAAAAAAACAACCUGUACUGUCCGUGCUGCAGGAAACGGUUUGGCACAUGGUAUCGUAACGCUUCCCGUGCCAACGGGCUCGUGCACGAGCAGCUUUGGCGUGCAAUCCAAAGCCAGUUCCGUGAGCACCUGGAUGAAGACAACCCGUCGGGCUCGUUAAAAGGUACAACGGCGCAACAAAUCCCGCCAACAUCCAGCAUACAAUUGGCCAGUCACGGAGAAAUUGGAAAGGAGUACAAAGACGAAUUGAAACGUUUCCAAAAGGAACUUUUCGAAGAAAAGACUAAAGAACUGUCCGCUUCCGAGCAGUACAUCAUCAAUCUAUACAAACAGGAAGGUAUUAUUGACCUUGCUGAUAACAGCAGCCAUGUUUCUGUGUCCUCGGCCACCACUCCCGAUCUGGUAGAUAGUGCUGAAGGCGAAAAAAGUGCAUUUGAAGCUAAUGCACUAGCCAGCUCCGGCUCUGUGGCAGGACCAUCGACGAUGCGUAAGCAAACUCUGCCAAUUACAAUGGGGACGCUUAACGGAACAAAGGCCGGACCGUUCACUGCUAUCUCACCAUCGAGUGGAAGUGUCAUCUCCAUUUCCUCGACGUCAUCAGCUGCGUCCGGUGUGACCGCUUCAUCGUGCGCUACGUCGUCUGCCUCAGGACGCUACAGUUUAAUAAAAUCCGUUGCCCAAAAGGUCGGCCGGUCGGCAGAGAUUGUCAAACAAAAAGUGCAAGACACAAUCUUGCAUCGAUUAACGGCGGGAAAAUUGCAGCAACACCAACGAACUUUGAACGCCACCGAUCUGAACAAGAGCGAACUGUGCGUCAAGCCAACCGCAGUGCACAAGCUUGAACGGCGUGGUGUGGAGGGCGAAGGAACCGAAUGCGACGAUUCGGACAGUUUGAAAUCGGAACAGAACCACUUCAUUCCGAUCGUUCAAUCGAUGCCGAAAAGCUGCUUCUCGUGCAAUACAUUUCGGCGUGUGCCAACCGUCCGGCCUGUUCCAUCGCCGCUAAAGUACGAAUCAUCUCCGAAGAGCAGUUCGUUUCAGCCGUUAAAACACAAAAGAUUGUUGUCGGCAUUUAAGGUUGUGAAAUUAACAGUUCUAACUCCCCCGAAAAUCCUGUGGCCGGAAAGCUGCGAGCAAUCGGCGGAGUCCCUUGGGCCUUCUACAUUUAAAAAGAAAGUCCCCACCCCAACCAGGACGCCGCGUCCACGUGGCCGUCCUCGUCGUAUAAAGCUCAAGUUUACACCCACCAAAAUACAGAAACCUUCGGCAAAGCAUGCAAGUACCGUAAGUUCUUCCGCCAACAGUCGAACACGACGCACUGUAGUGGAAGGGCCUAGCACUAUAAAGGAUAUUAUAGUUAGCGAUCAGCAACGACGGGAGCAACAGAUUGAAAUGGAACGGCGAGAUUUUGAGUUUGCCCAAAAGCUGCAACAAAAGCUGAAUCGAUCGUCCGGUGUAAUGCAAGAGAUUCUAAGGCAACAGCCUCCGGUUUAUCGUAGCACCGGCUAUUCGCUCCGCCGCAAAGGCCCUGCCGAUGUCAGUGCCAGUAGUGGUCAAAAUAAUAGCACCAUGUUCAACAGCUCGGCCAAUAGUAUGCCCAGUCCCAGCAGCACAAACAAAACUUCCGCUCAAACGACGCGCAAACGUAAGGCUACCAGCAGUAGUGUGGAAAAUGACGUUCCUUCCAGUUCCUCGCCGGCAAAGCGAGUUACAACACAAAUGAAAACAAGACGUCAAACGAAACAGUUUCGUAUGAAAAAUGGGAACGAUUCUAGUCUAGAUGAACCGCCAGAUCAUCUGGAAGUACAGCAAAAGCAUUCGUGUCCAGCACCACUGCGUAAGUCUACUAGAAAUAAGACCCGUUAA
Anopheles marshallii is the source of this 2106-nucleotide messenger RNA. RefSeq lists its product as uncharacterized. Lineage: Eukaryota; Metazoa; Arthropoda; Insecta; Diptera; Culicidae. Gene Ontology annotation, molecular function: metal ion binding; ubiquitin-protein transferase activity; nucleosome binding. Gene Ontology annotation, cellular component: site of double-strand break; nucleus. The transcript has 4 exons. Gene Ontology annotation, biological process: double-strand break repair. The record is from RefSeq and is a predicted model, not a curated record. The coding region runs from base 1 to 2106 and encodes 701 amino acids.